AUGAGUUUCGGUCGCUUCCGCCUGGGACCAAAAUCUGAUUUGUCUCAAUCGCACUCUGUUGUGCCGGCCAGGCCCUCUUCUCAUCCAUCAGGGCCUUCGGACAAAAAGAAGUAUUCCCAGAAGAUACACUGUCGAUGGCUUUUUCUUACCUACUUCGAUUCUUCGUUGGAGCAAGAAGAUGAUUUUGUAAAUAGGUUUCGAGCGAUGUUGGAGCAAAGAUCCCUCGCUUCUUCUACGUUUUAUGGAUGUCGUGAGGAGCGUGCGGAGAGCGGCGUUCUCUAUCAUGUCCUUCUACACCUCGAGAAGCAGGUUAAUUGGAAAGUCAGCAGUGCUCACAGAUACCUCCAGGUUUCAGAUAACCCACAUGAGCCUAUCAACAUAGUCACUCGUCACCCUAGAGUGAACUACGAAGACUUCAAACACAGCUAUGUUGAAUACUGCGAGCGGAUCGCACUCGAUGAUUGUUUUGGCAUACGUCCAAGUAUUUCUGCGGCAAAGGAUCCCAGGUACAAGCGGAAGUGGGUGGAAGUUGACCAGCAGCCAACGAAAGCUGCCAAGCGGGCUAAAAUAAUCGAACUUCUAGCUCAUGAAUAUGAAAGGGAUAUCGACAGUAUGAAAUCUGCUCUUGAUUACGAGCGUCGCGGGGAGGAUUGA
Molecule: messenger RNA, 654 nt
Organism: Aspergillus luchuensis
Lineage: Eukaryota; Fungi; Ascomycota; Eurotiomycetes; Eurotiales; Aspergillaceae
Exons: 1
Coding region: 1-654 (217 amino acids)
Source: RefSeq, a predicted model, not a curated record